This is a messenger RNA of Paramecium pentaurelia, 174 nucleotides long. The record is from the annotation of a GenBank genome assembly. Lineage: Eukaryota; Ciliophora; Oligohymenophorea; Peniculida; Parameciidae.
AUGGAUAAUUCUAAAUCGAAAGACAAUUAAAAAGUAGAGCCUUUGAGACCAUGUUGUGCUUGUCCUGAAACAAGAAAACUAAGAGAUGAAUGUAUUGUUUCUUUAGGAGAAGAAAAAUGCUAAAAAGAAAUCGAAAAUCAUAAACUUUGUUUGAAAAAGCUUGGAUUUGAAUGA